Molecule: messenger RNA, 1965 nt
Organism: Dermatophagoides pteronyssinus (European house dust mite)
Lineage: Eukaryota; Metazoa; Arthropoda; Arachnida; Sarcoptiformes; Pyroglyphidae
Biological process (GO): G protein-coupled adenosine receptor signaling pathway; adenylate cyclase-activating G protein-coupled receptor signaling pathway
Cellular component (GO): plasma membrane
Molecular function (GO): G protein-coupled receptor activity
Source: RefSeq, a predicted model, not a curated record
UUCAACAUCAAAUGAAUGUUAAAUUCCGGAAAUGUCAUAUCGAUUAUCAUCAUUAUUAUUAUCAACAUUAUCGACAUCAACAUCGUCAAAAUUAUCAAAUAGAUUAUGGCCAAAAUCAUCCAUAUCGAAAGCAAAUUCAUUUUUUAAAAAUGCAAUAUCAACAAUGGCUACAGCUGUUAUUAUUAUUGUUUCAACAUCAACAUCAUCAUCAUCAUCAUCAAUAUCAUUCACAUCAUCGAUAUCCGCAUCAUCAUUAUCAUCAGAUGCUUCGGAUAAUUCCAAUAAUGAUUCAUUAUCAUCAUCAUCAUCAUUGAUGAUGGCCUUAAUGAAUAGUUUUAAUAAUGGUGAAAAUAAUUGGCCAUCAACAUCAACAUCAAGAUCCAUCCGUCAUUUACAACCAUAUCUUCCUUCAUCAGUGCAUUAUGGUUCCCUGUUGUCAGAAAAAACAACAGCUCAACAACAAAAACAACAACAACAACACCAUCCAACCAUAUCUCAACAUUAUUAUCCAUAUCAACAACAACAGGGCCCACAACCACCGCCAUCAUCAUCAUCAUCACCAAAAUUAUCACAACCAAAUCAACCACCACAAUAUUCCCAAUACCCUUUUGCUUAUAAUCCGAACCAGAUAAUGUGGCCUCCUGAAGAUAAUUGGAAUUCAUGGAAUCGUGUGUUCAAAUUAAUAUUAUUAUCAUUUGUAUCAACUAUUGGUUCAAUGGGUGCAAUAUUUAUUGUAUCAGCUAUAACAGUAAUUGAUACAUUUCAGGUUCGAGGAAAUUGUUUUCUUGUUUCACUUGCUUUUGGACAUUUAUUAGUGACUGUAUUAAUUUUACCUGCAUCAGCUAUUGCCAUAAUGGCUGAUAUAACCGAAGAUCAAACAUUAUGUCAUUUUCAAUGGCUUAUUACAUUGGCCUGUUUUAUUGUAUCCAUCCUAUCAUUUUUAUUCAUGUCAAUUGAUAAUUAUUUUGGAAUGAAAUCAUUGAUUACUUAUCAUCUUUGUUGUACAAAAUGUCGUAUCUGUUUUCUAAUCAUUUUUAUCUGGUUGGCCGCAUUCAUUAUACCCUUUUUACAACAUUCCAAUCAUUUUGGUCCAGAAUUCUGUAAAGAUAAACGUCAUUGGAAAAUAAUGCCCGAUUAUCAUCCAUAUGCAUUAGGUUUUUUAAUUAUCUGUACAAUAAUAACAUUGGCCUAUUUUACCUAUUCAUUAUUUAUGUAUAAAAAUUAUAAAAUUCAACUAGAAUCAACACCCGAAGCGGCCAAUUUUAUUCUAACCGAUGGUUGUUUAUUACAAUCAAAUGUUAUUGUUUAUGUUUGUUCAUUAGCAAUGUGGUUACCAUUGAUCGUUACAAUGGUUGUUGAUACAAUAAAUCCAGUACCACAGGAUUAUCUAAAUACUGUUUGGUAUAUAGCCAUUUCGAAUUCAUGUUCAUUUUCCUAUAUGUAUGCAGCAACAAAUCGUGAUUUUCGUGAUGCAUUCAAUAAAUUAUUUUAUUAUUGUUGUUGUAAAUCACAUGUAACAUUUUCAAGAAAAGGUGCUACCAUUAGACGUACAGUGGUUAAUGAAUCAAUGGGUUUACGUGUACAUAUUAUACCUGGUUUAAAUAUUUAUGCUCAACGUAAAGAUACGAUGAGCGGUAAUACGGCAACAACAUCAUAUCGUUCCGGUGGUUAUGGAUCAUCAGGUGGCGGUGGUGGUGGUAAUUUUGGUGGCGGUUCAAGUGGUGGUGGUUUUUUCGGUAGCCAUCAUGGUGGCGGUGGUGGUGGUGGUGGUGGAUCACAUUCAGCUGGACAUUAUCCUGGUACCGGUUAUUAUCGUUCACAUAAAUCUUGCGAGCUUUGAAAUAGAUUUUCGGAUAUUAUAAUAUGUAAUGUGAAAUAUCUACAUUUCCUUCUUCUUCUUCUUUCAUUUUCUUCCUCUUUAUAAAUAUUAUUAUUAUUAUUACAAACAAAAAACAAAAAAUCAUA